This is a messenger RNA of Eucalyptus grandis, 1208 nucleotides long. Its product is annotated as galactinol synthase 2. The record is from RefSeq and is a predicted model, not a curated record. The transcript is spliced from 2 exons. Lineage: Eukaryota; Viridiplantae; Streptophyta; Magnoliopsida; Myrtales; Myrtaceae. Gene Ontology annotation, molecular function: glycosyltransferase activity. The coding region runs from base 39 to 1046 and encodes 335 amino acids.
AAGAACAAACACAACAAACGCACUUUCCUAGCAACAAAAUGGCUCCUGUCGCAGCUGCUGGUGAUGGUGCCACGAAGCCGAAUCCAGAGCCAGAGGACCAGCCUAGCCGUGCCUACGUGACGUUCUUGGCUGGGACCGGUGAUUACGUGAAGGGUGUGGUUGGGCUAGCCAAGGGGCUGAGGAAGGCAAAGAGCAAGUACCCGCUCGUGGUGGCGGUCUUGCCGGACGUUCCGGAGGAUCACCGGAGCAUCCUGGUGGAUCAGGGGUGUAUCGUGAGGGAGAUCGAGCCGGUUUACCCGCCGGAGAACCAGACUCAGUUCGCCAUGGCCUACUAUGUCAUCAACUACUCCAAGCUCAGGAUUUGGGAGUUUGUAGAGUACAACAAGAUGAUCUACUUAGAUGGCGACAUCCAAGUCUUCGACAACAUCGACCACCUCUUCGACCUCCCGAAUAGCUUCUUCCAUGCUGUCAUGGACUGCUUCUGCGAGAAGACAUGGAGUCACUCCCCUCUGUACGAAAUAGGGUACUGCCAACAAUGCCCCAACAAGGUCCAAUGGCCUGACCACGCCGGUCCGAAGCCGCCUCUCUACUUCAACGCGGGCAUGUUCGUGUACGAGCCGAGCCUCAGGACCUACCGUGAUUUGCUCGAAACCCUCGGGAUCACACCUCCGACUCCAUUUGCCGAUCAGGACUUCUUGAACAUGUACUUUAAGGACGUAUUCAAGUCGAUUCCCAACGUGUACAACCUCGUGCUCCCGAUGUUGUGGCGUCACCCCGAGAAUGUCGAGCUCGACACGGUCAAGGUCGUUCACUAUUGUGCCGCGGGGUCAAAGCCGUGGCGGUACACGGGCAAGGAAGAGAACAUGGAUAGGGAUGACAUCAAGAUGUUGGUGAAGAGGUGGUGGGAUAUCUACGACGACGAGUCAUUGGACUAUAAAAACGCGGUGGCUCCGGAGGAAGCGGCAAAGCAAGAGAAUUUGGAGCAGUUCCUGGGGGCGCUAUCAGAGGCCGGAGUGCGCCGCAUAACCGGCCCGCCUGCGGCAUGAGAUGUGUGGGAGUAUUAGUCAUAACUAAGUUUUUAAGCACAGUUGUAAGGGAAGGUUUAAAUUUCCUUAUGUUGAAGCAUGAAGAUAAAGUUCUUUUUUUCUUUUUCGUGAGUUAUGUGGUUAUACAUUAAAUGAAAUACUAAGUAUUAUUUCUUAUGGUUA